Molecule: messenger RNA, 1096 nt
Organism: Scylla paramamosain (green mud crab)
Lineage: Eukaryota; Metazoa; Arthropoda; Malacostraca; Decapoda; Portunidae
Exons: 3
Coding region: 184-921 (245 amino acids)
Source: RefSeq, a predicted model, not a curated record
GCGCGGCGUAUUCCAGUCACGAACACUUCAACUCACGGAACGCUCACCUGCCUUAUCGCGCACCUGUCUGACCGGCCUCACCUGUCCACUAAUGAGAGGAGGCGGGAACAAUGCCUCGCGGGGCAGGCGGCACCGAGACUCUGCACCAGAAGAGGCUUUACCCUCCUCAAGUACGGAGGCGACAUGAGGCUGGUGACUGUGUGGGCGUGGGCGAUGCUGUGGGCGUGGGCGGCAUUGCUGCGGGCCAUCGGAGGCGUGGACAUGGUGAUGUUUGGACGCGUUCUGGUGGAGUCUUCUUGGUUCAGCAAAGUCGAUAGGGAGACGAAGAGCUUGUCGAGCCUGGUCCUGUGUGGCGCAGAGUGCACGCGUGUGAAAUGGUGCCAGCUGUGGUGCCUCGUCCAGCCCGGUGAGUGCCUGCUCACGUCCCUCGUCGUGUCGGGGUCGUACCAACCCUUGGAGCUAAACGACAUCCGCCUGUGCUACACCAGCAGACGGCCAGAUUUCGCUGUGGGAUCCUCCAUCUUUUCUUCCCAGAGAUACGAUGACACCAGACCGAAGGAGAACCUGGUGGACGGCAUCUACAACUGGAACGUGAUGCAAAGUUCUAUUAUUGUAUCAGAUAAUGCCACGGCCUGGUUCCUGGUGGACCUGGGAGUCCCUCGCAGGGUGUCUAAGGUGCUGCUGAUAGCUCAGCCCACUGAUCUUGCCAGGCAUUGGUUUCAAGACCUUGAAGUGCGAGUCGGGGAUAUACAAGAGACGGGGAACUUUACGUCAUAUACUCUGCUGGGAACCUUCGUGGGUCCGGGAAAUACUAGCCAAGUGGUGGUGAUACGCCCCUCAGCCCCCCUCGUGGGCCGCUACGUGUCCAUACAGAGGAUGACUGAAGGCAGGCUGCAGAUAUCUCACCUGGAGAUACGCUAGUGCCGCGCCUCGAGAGGUGAUAUUUGCCAGUUUUCUUUCUGUUCAAGAGUUCGCGGUGUGUGACCUGUGUGUGACCCAUUUAAGAAUAAUGUAGAAAAAAAGAGACAAGAUUAUGAAUUUCGUGUUUCUUAAAGAAGCCUUAUACUGUGACUUGCUGACGAUAAUUUCAAGAGAA